This is a messenger RNA of Guillardia theta CCMP2712, 1212 nucleotides long. RefSeq lists its product as hypothetical. Lineage: Eukaryota; Cryptophyceae; Pyrenomonadales; Geminigeraceae. The record is from RefSeq and is a predicted model, not a curated record. The coding region runs from base 1 to 1212 and encodes 403 amino acids. The transcript has a single exon.
AUGUUCAAUUGGACAUCUUCCGAGCUGGUGAUAGGAAGGGGGUGUAGUUUGAUGUACGGGCCGCAGACAGACCUCCUCAAGAUGCAUGAGAUCAUAUGCGGAGCCUCAGACAAGAAGAGGCCCGGCGUUCAGUUCGCUUCGUUGUACAAGAGCGAUAGCUCGCAGCUCUUUGCACACAUCAAAGCAAAGCAAAUGACAACAGGCGAUGGAAAAUUUUCGGUUUUGUACAUGAUGAGAUGCGACACUAUGCACAUGUACCAAGCCGUGUCUCACGCCGAUGUACCAAAGGCAGUCAUCACCGCCUCGAAACCUGGUCGACUGGUAUUCGUCAAUGACCAGUUCGUCUCAACUUUUGGAUUCAGCAAGAAGCAAGCUGAGCGGAGUUCGAUCAGGAUGAUACAAGGGCCAAGGACCAAUCCAGGAACAUGGAAAAAUAUCUUCAAAAGGAUUCAAACGGGAUUUGAGCACGAAGAUUGGGUCAUGGUAUACUCAAGCGAUUGCAGAGAAAUCAUGUGUCAUAUUCACGCAUACCCUGUUGUUGACGGGAUAGGCAGGGCUUCGUGUGUUAUGGUGAUGUUUGAAGUUUGUUCUGAUUCGAAUCCUUUUCCGAUAGACCAGGACAGCGCCAUUCACUUCAGACGGUCUGAAAUAGCUUCGUCUUCUAUAUCAUCGGCUUCCGAAGACUCCAAGAGAUCCAACUGUAUGAUAGGCGAGUGUUCAAAUAUUUCAAGCUCGAAAUCGCCAAUAGCGUUGUCGGAUUUUGAGACGGAGCGCGAGCGACAAAAAGUCAGAGCUAUCUACAACAGAACCAUUGGGGUGCAACUACAAGAGGAAGUCAAGAAGAUGCCCCGAACACGGAAACUUCUCUACGACUCAGGAGAUUGCUGCAGGAGGAGGGGUGUAUGCGAUAGCAUGACAUCGCUCAAGAAGCGGAAACUGAAGUCAUGGAUUCAGAAACGUAGAUCGCUGCAACUUCAUGUUGGGUACAAACCUGAUAUGGGCUCUUUGAAUACCUUUGAUGACGGUCAAAAUCAUGUCAUGGAUGACGGCAAAUGCAUCUUUGCAUUGAUUCUCGAGUUUUUGUGGAUGAUCUACAGGUUGAUCGCAAGUGCUUUGGGGAUUCCCAUCAGAGAGGAUGAGGAUGACGAUAUGCCACAUUACAAUGAGUGUCAGACCAAGAGAGUGUUUGAGAAUUGGAUCCAUCUCGGGUAA